AUGUCUCCAAAUAACGCACACAAGCGACAGAAGCUUGGUCUCAAAGAUUUCUCAGAUUCAAAGAUCCUAUCUGACAUCACGAUUCGAUACGGACCUAUAGGAGAGCGUAUAUUCGAAGCCCACAGGAUAGUGCUAAGUUCGAAGUCAUACUGGUUCAAGGCAGCCUUCACUGGAGGAUUCGCAGAGAGUUCCGCCAGGGAUAUCACCCUGAAAGAAGACGACCCCGAUGCUCUCAAGACUAUGCUUGAGUUCGCAUACGAUGAGGAUUCCCUCCAUCCCGACGAGUUGGCAAAAGGUACUCCCAUUGGUAUCCGUCAUGCCUUGGGGCUGUACCGCGUCGGUGACAAGUACGACUUCCCGAGAUUCCGAGACUGUACCAUCUCUUGUUUCAAGCUUCGCUUGGAGCACUGGCUCAGUCAACCUUCGCUUGGGGACGACGCUGCGCACAAAGACUUUUGCGAUAUUGUUAGAGAGGUCUAUGACAUUGUUGGUCCAGACAACCAUCCGCGUCAGAAGCUAGUGGUGGCUUUGCUGGAAACGAUAGACGAUGUGGACUCCACGCGCAUUCUCAACAACACGGGGGGUAAGCAACGUUCGGUAGUAGAGGCGGCCCAAGAAGUAGCACCAUUUGGACGAGACAGUUUCCUGCACUUGAUGGCCAAGACCGGAAGUUCAGCAGUCAACGAGUUCGGCUUGCGCGGUCUUGCCUCGGCAGCGGAGAUCUCCGGCACUACCGAACACACGCCCUCGCGCAAUCACGCCUCACCGCUCUCGACCUCAGCUACACAGCUCAUACGAGUUAUCAUCGCACUCGCUCUUUACGUCGAAACACCACACCCUCCUUACCUGCCCACUAUGCCCGAAACAACCAAGGUCGUGCCCCUCACCUGCCACGGCCACUCGAGACCUGUGCCGCAUAUUCACUUCUCGUCCCUGGUCGACGAGGACCAGUACUACAUUAUAUCAGCAUGCAAGGAUAACAACCCCAUGCUCCGCGACGGAGUCACGGGAGAUUGGAUUGGUACCUUCCUGGGCCACAAGGGCGCCGUCUGGCAAGCGAGACUCUCCUCGGAUGCCUCACUGGCAGCUACUGCCUCUGCAGAUUUCUCUGCCAAGGUCUGGGACACGCACACCGGUGAAGCCCUACACACUCUCUCCCACAACCACAUCGUCCGCGCCGUCGCAUUCCCCAACCAGCCCCACCCUCAGAUCCUCGCGACAGGAGGCAUGGAGAAGAAGUUGCGCAUAUACGAUCUUUCACGUAGCGACGCGACGAGCUUCGAGAUUGGCGCAGGUGUUCACACCGGAACCAUCAAGUCGAUCGUGUGGACAUCGGACCCGAACGUCAUAAUCACAGCCGCCGAAGACAAGAAGGUGCGGUGGUGGGACUUGCGCCAAGAGUCUACAAUCGGCGAGCACGCCGUCGAAGGCACUGUUGGCUCUUGCGAGUUGGAUAACACCUCCUCGGAGGGCAUUCUGAGCGUAGCUGCUGGAAACAGUGCCUACUUCUUCAACAGCCAGUCGCCCGGAUCGCUCAUCAAAAGCAUUAAGACACCAUACGAGAUUGCCAGCGUGGCUCUGCACAACGGGGAGCGGAAGUUUGUUACUGGUGGUAGCAACCAGAAUGAUACCUGGGUUAGGGUCUGGGACUUCAACGAGGAGAAGGAGCUUGAGACCAACAAGGGCCAUCACGGACCUAUCUGGUCGGCAAGCUUCUCGCCUGACGGAAAGCUCUACGCGACAGGCAGCGAGGAUGGAACAGUCAAGCUCUGGAAGUUCACAUCCGGCCCGUACGGUCUGUGGAAAUAG
This is a messenger RNA of Alternaria metachromatica, 1809 nucleotides long. RefSeq lists its product as uncharacterized. Gene Ontology annotation, cellular component: SMN complex. Lineage: Eukaryota; Fungi; Ascomycota; Dothideomycetes; Pleosporales; Pleosporaceae. Gene Ontology annotation, molecular function: protein binding; RNA binding. Gene Ontology annotation, biological process: spliceosomal snRNP assembly. The record is from RefSeq and is a predicted model, not a curated record. The transcript is spliced from 6 exons. Bases 1 to 1809 code for a protein of 602 amino acids.